GGACUUCCACCCUGACAUCAAACUCAAAGAAUUAAGGUGUGGAAGUGUAUCUCAUCAACAUCAUUAUAAUGGCAGUUGCAGCGGCUGCUCCACAGUUCUACUUGGACGAGAAAUGGAAGUUGUCAAAGAAAGAAGGAUCAAGGAGUUGUCGAUCUUCUACUUCAUCGACUUCUCCUCUGAUGAGAAAUUCGUCACAGAGAAGGUGUUCCUUCACUAGGAAAUGUUCGAGCUUGGUAAAAGAACAGAGAGCCAGGUUCUACAUCAUGCGUCGAUGUGUUACCAUGCUUAUCUGCUGGCGCGAUUAUGGUGAUUCUUGAUCUUUAAAGUUUGAAGGAGAC
Messenger RNA from Telopea speciosissima, 338 nucleotides. RefSeq names its product small polypeptide DEVIL 11-like. The coding region runs from base 69 to 317 and encodes 82 amino acids. The record is from RefSeq and is a predicted model, not a curated record. The transcript has a single exon. Lineage: Eukaryota; Viridiplantae; Streptophyta; Magnoliopsida; Proteales; Proteaceae. Gene Ontology annotation, biological process: negative regulation of cell population proliferation.